AUGGAAUUCAUAGCGUUUCCCCUACAGGCACUAGCUCUGUACUUCGUGACAAAGCUCGUGUGGGCCAUCCUGAGCCGUGUUCUCCUGAACCAUCCUCUGGAUGUGCUGCCGGGACCGCCUUCCCCUUCGUAUCUCACCGGAAAUUUGAAGAAAGUCUUCGAUAGAUCAAACGGGAUUGUAUAUCACGAGGAUAUCUUGAAGAAAUAUGGCUCAGCGAUGCAGAUUGCUGGUCCACUUGGGAUGAAAACUCUACUCACCUCUGACCCUAAAGCUCUGCACCACGUUUUCGUGAAGGACCAAGAUGUACAUGAAGAGACCGACCUGUUCCUUGCGACCAACUCAAUGGUGUUCGGUCCCAGCUUACUAUCCACUCUUGGGGAGCCCCACCGAAAACAAAGGAAGAUGCUCAACCCUGUGUUCUCUAUCAAUCAUAUGCGCCAGAUGGUCCCUAUCUUCAUGGAAGUUUCGACCAAGCUCGGGGAUGCACUGAGCCGUCUGACCUCCACCGGUCCUAAGGAGGUAGAAGUCCUCGGGUGGUUAACUCGGACUGCCCUGGAAUUAAUCGGACAGAGUGGGUUUGGCUACUCAUUCGAUCCCUUAACUGAACAUCACGAGGAACAUCCAUAUGUUACCUCGGUGAAGCUUCUCACUGCGAUGUUGAUGAAGACGAUAUGGGUCAGACUAUUCUUCCUCCCCACGAUCCACAAGUGGAACCUUGGUGGCAAGCGAUUGCGACGCUUUGUAAUGGACCGUUUCUCGUGGGGAGCCUCUCGGAUGUUCAAGGACAUCGUGGACACCAUGCAUAAGACAUCUCUCGAAAUUUACCACUCAAAGAAGAAGGCGCUAGAAGAAGGAGACGAGGUGGUGGCCAGGCAAAUCGGCCAAGGGAAGGAUCUGCUCAGCAUCCUCAUGCGGGCCAACAUGGAGGCUGAUUCAGACGACGAGCGUUUACAUGAAGACGAGCUUAUUGCACAGGUCACCACCUUUACAUUUGCAGCCAUGGACACUACAUCCAGUGCAUUGUGCCGAUUCUUUUAUCUGCUCGCAAAGCACCAGGAUGUGCAAGAGCGUUUGAGAAAGGAGAUCAAAGAGGCAAAACAGCAAUACGGCGAGAUCAACUAUGACCAGCUGACAGCCCUUCCGUACCUCGAUGCCGUAUGCCGGGAGACCCUUCGCCUAUAUCCACCUGUUCCACUGAUCAGUCGGGAAGCACGACGGGAUGCCAUCCUCCCUCUCGGUAUGCCUAUUACAAGGAAGGACGGGCAAAGGAUCGACGAGAUUCACGUUCCAAAGGGCACGAAGAUAUGGGCCUCAAUCCUCGGUAUCAACCGCAUGCCAGAGUUAUGGGGUCCCGAUGCCGACGAAUGGAAGCCUGAGAGGUGGUUGUCCCCUCUUCCCGAAGCCCUGAGGGAUGCCAAGGUCCCAGGAGUCUACUCCAACCUCAUGACCUUUAUUGGCGGAGGCAGAGCGUGCAUUGGAUUCAAGUUUUCUCAAUUGGAAAUGAAAUGUGUGCUGUUCGUUCUGUUGGAUCACUUGAGAUUCUCGCUGCCGGAGAACAAGGACAUCAAAUGGGUGAUGUCUGGAAUCAUCAUGCCAGCAGUGGACGCAGAGAAACUGCGGCCAGAGCUGCCUCUGAUUGUUGAGAGAAUUCCCUGA
Coprinopsis cinerea okayama7#130 is the source of this 1656-nucleotide messenger RNA. Its product is annotated as cytochrome P450. Lineage: Eukaryota; Fungi; Basidiomycota; Agaricomycetes; Agaricales; Psathyrellaceae. The transcript has 16 exons. The record is from RefSeq and is a predicted model, not a curated record. The coding region runs from base 1 to 1656 and encodes 551 amino acids. Gene Ontology annotation, molecular function: oxidoreductase activity, acting on paired donors, with incorporation or reduction of molecular oxygen; heme binding; iron ion binding.